GUAGUUUUUUUCUCUAAUUAUGACUCUAGACGAAGCAAAAGACAUACUAGGGGGUAAAAAAAUGCGUUUCAAGACCGGCGUGUGGUUUAAUCACUUCCAAGAGUAAAAUCGACGAUUUAUUACUUAACGAUAAGAAAACAUCUGGGGAGGGAAAUAAAAAAUUAUCACUGUACAUUGCGACAAGUGUUUUUCACUUUUGGGGGCUUCGGAGCUUUCUUUAGUCGUGGCCCCAUCAGCUGAUAAGUGUCAAGUGUCACUGUCAAAAAAUUUGACAGUUUGAAUGUCAUUACAAAGUGCAAAAUUUUUUUUUUAAUUAUGACAUCAAAUGAUUAAUCGAGUCAAAUAAGUGUACUGAGUGUCUCAAAUUAUUGUUAAAUAUGAGUUGUGAUUUAAUUUUGUGGUUUCGGGCCGGGGCAUGUUAAGCCGCGGCCAUUUUCGGUCCCAAACUCAAGUUUGAUUAAGUUAACAAAACGCAACAAAAAAUUCAAAUUGGUACACCAAAUAAUUAACUGAGUACAAUGCGGUGUGUAUAAUGCCGCGGCCAUUUUCGGCCGCAGACGUCAUGUUUAUGUGUCAAUGUCAGCUUGUGAAAUGUCGUAACUCGUAAUUUUUCUCAAAUUAUGACUUUGGACGAAGAAAAAGACACACUAGGGGGUAAAAAAAUCCGGUUUAAGACCCCCGCGCGUGUGCUAUUUACCUCCGAGAGCAAAAUCGACGAUUUAUUACGAAAUGACAAGGAGGCACCCGAGGUGGAGUCAAAGAAAGAGAAGGGCCCAUCCCUGGCGUCGUUCCUCCAAGUGGAGCUGACCCGUGACUACCUCCUGGAACACGACGAGGAGCGUUUUUCGGCCCGGAGAGAGAAAGUCUACUCAUUUAUGCGAAUCCCUCGCGAAGUGGAGCGUUUUAUGCGUUAUGGAUUCAUGCAAUGCACCGAUUCGUUCCUUUUUGUUUACACGUUUCUACCAAUGAGGGUUUUACUAGCACUGUGGGCUUUGGUGACUCGACCGUUUUGGUGUUUUGGGGUCCAUGACAGAGGAAGACGCGUUUUAACUCCAGCGGAGAUUUGUGAUUUAUUGAAGGCUGUUAUUCUCGUCACGUGUAGCAUGAUUAUGUUCUCGGUUGACACAAAUAUGUUGUAUCAUUUGAUUAAGAGUCAAUCGGUGAUUAAGUUGUACAUUUUUUAUAAUAUGUUGGAAGUGGGGGACAGGUUGUUCUCGGCGUUCGGACAAGACACCAUUGAUGCGCUGUUUUGGACGGCGACGGAGCCCCGGGGACGGAAAAGGGAGCAUCUGGGGGUCAUUCCACACCUGAUUUUUGCCAUCGUUUACGUCAUCCUUCACAGCAUUUUGGUGUUGUUUCAAGCCACGACACUCAACGUCGCGAUAAACUCCAACAACAAGGCCCUUUUGACCAUCAUGAUGUCAAACAAUUUUGUGGAGUUAAAAGGGAGCGUUUUCAAGAAAUUCGACAAGAAUAACCUAUUCCAAGUGUCUUGUAGCGACGUGAGGGAGCGUUUCCACCUCAUCGUCCUCCUUUCAAUCGUCGUUUUGCAAACAAUGCGCGAAUAUUCGUGGAAAUCGGACCGACUUUGGGUCCUCGUCCCCGACUGUCUAAUCGUUUUAAUCGCCGAAAUGUUCGUCGAUUGGAUCAAACACGCGUUUAUCACCCGUUUCAACGAACUCCAAUUGGACGUUUAUCGCGAUUACACCACCAGUUUGGCCUAUGAUAUGGCCCAAACGCGCCAAAAACACGCCUUUUCGGACCACUCGGACCUGGUGGCGCGCCGAAUGGGGUUCAUUCCGCUGCCCUUGGGGGUGGUGAUGAUUCGAGUGCUGAUAAGUGCGGUCCAAAUCAGCGAUUUCGCCUCGGUUUUGCUCUUUAUUUUGGCGUAUUUCUGUCUCGGAUCGUUCAAAAUUUUGAAUAGUUUGCUGAUUUUGGGGAAAGCUUGUGAUUUGAUAGCGCAUCAUAAGCAGGAGAAGGCGAGUGUUCAGUCGCCCAACUCGAAGACGACGACGACGGCGACGAGUCCGCUGAGGCCCCCCGUGACGGGGGAGCAGUCGGGGUUUCCCCCGGUUGAGAUUAAGGGGGAUUUGGGGCCGGCGGCCAUCUUCGCGAAUAGUACUGUUGAUUUGAAGAAUGUUAGUUUGAAUGAGGAGUUGUUGAAGGUGGAGGGGGAGGAUAUUAAGAUUGAGGCGGUGGGGGAACAGGGAGAGAUUGUGACGAGGAGUUUCCCCGAUAUUAAUAGUAAACAGUUGGAGGAGGUGGGAGGGGAGGGGUUGAAAAGGGCCGAGUCGGAGCCUUCGUUGAAUGUUUGCAGUGAUGAGAGUGAUUUGCCAAAGUGAUACUAGUCGGUUUUUGGUUCUAUUCCAUCCUAUUGUUUUUUUUUUUUUUUGGUUAAGUCCAAAGACUUGAAUUUUCGUAUUGCAGUUUGUAAAUAAAUAUUUUUAUAUGA
This is a messenger RNA of Tribolium madens (black flour beetle), 2452 nucleotides long. RefSeq names its product protein TAPT1 homolog. The coding region runs from base 621 to 2342 and encodes 573 amino acids. The record is from RefSeq and is a predicted model, not a curated record. Gene Ontology annotation, cellular component: endoplasmic reticulum membrane; ciliary basal body. Gene Ontology annotation, biological process: maintenance of protein localization in endoplasmic reticulum; positive regulation of cilium assembly. NCBI's taxonomy places the organism in Eukaryota, Metazoa, Arthropoda, Insecta, Coleoptera, Tenebrionidae. The transcript has 5 exons.